Molecule: messenger RNA, 618 nt
Organism: Pocillopora damicornis (cauliflower coral)
Lineage: Eukaryota; Metazoa; Cnidaria; Anthozoa; Scleractinia; Pocilloporidae
Product: EF-hand calcium-binding domain-containing protein 10
Molecular function (GO): calcium ion binding
Source: RefSeq, a predicted model, not a curated record
GCAAAAUUAAAAUGGCGAAUAAGGAGAACGAUGCCCAAGAAUACGUUAAAAAGCAUUGUAUUAUGGAACUAUUUGAGAACUUAACUGCACAGUUGAUCUAUGAAAGACCAGAGGACCCGAAGGCUUACAUGAAACAAUUCUUGGAGAAAUUAAGAGAUGCAAGAACAAUGCAGAGAAACUACCCUUGCAUAUUUGAUGACAGUAACGUAAGAUCGUUGUUUGGAAUGCUCGAUGUUACAGGAAAAGGCUUUAUUACAUAUGAACAGUACAAACAAGGACUUGAAACAAUGGGUGUGAAAAAGUUUGAUAGAGAUCCUCCUGGUGGUGAUAUGGACAGAAUCAGUGCAGAGACAUUUUUGAAAGAGGCGCGACAAGGACUUGCUCAGGCAUCUGCAACAUUCUCUUUGUAGUGCUAUAUAACUCUCCUUUUGUGGGUUUUUAGUUUGUGUUGUCUGAGAGAUCAACAACCUCUUUGUCCACAUCAGAUUAAAUGUAUAUAUAUUGUGUAAAUACCACCAUCACAUCAUUACUUGAACUAAAGUGAAGAACCCAGUUGUUUUUGCUGUGUGUCUCUUAAGUAAUCAAUUUAGGAACAGAUUUGAAAAAUAAAGAAGUGAG